AUGCUCUUUUUGGUCCGGUUCUCCUCAAGAACAGCUCACGUGUUCAUCUUCUUCCCAAGUUCCUCACCAUCGCCGACUCCUCCUGGCUCCGCGCGCCCGCUCGCCCAGACCAGCUUCCGCCAGGCCGCAGCGCCUCUGCCGCUGCACUUCACCAUCCACGCGCCGCGUCCAUCCUCGCCCAGGCCACGCGCCCGCUCAGCGCCGCCCUCCUCGCUCCAGGCCGCCUCCAACGCGCGCCCCGCCUCCACAACUCCCGCUCGCCCGCGCAAAGCUGCGCCUCGCCAGGCCUCGCUCGAGCCGCCGCCCGCCCCUGGCCCCGCCUCGAUCCGCCGCCAGCAGGCCACCACGCACCACCCGCACGCGCUCAGCAAGCUCGCUGCCACCGCGCCCCCACUUCGCGCUCGCGCACCAGCUCCCGCUCGCACAAGCCGCCUCCACGCGCGCCCAACUGCUCGACCUUCCGACCGCUGCGCUGCCGUUCCUCGCGCCGGCGCCCAAGCUCAGUACCGCUCACCAACAUCACCCAGCACCAGUUCGCCAGCUUCUCUACAUCGCGUGCGUCUUCAGCUUCUUUCCAUUCAGGCAGCAGCCCCCACGCGCAGGCACACACAUCACCAGCAAACUCGUCCCGCUCCUGGCCUCGCACGCACAGAAUUUUCCCUCGAACCGGAGCAAACCGGACGACACACCGGGCCACCCGGUUGA
This is a messenger RNA of Lolium perenne, 705 nucleotides long. The record is from RefSeq and is a predicted model, not a curated record. Lineage: Eukaryota; Viridiplantae; Streptophyta; Magnoliopsida; Poales; Poaceae.